AUGAAUUCCAUUAUCGCUAAUUUUUAUCAGUUUGGACAAAAACGUGACCAGAAAUCACUAGAAAAAUUAAUGAAUAGUUUGGAGGAAGGUGAAUUAUUGAAUAUAGUUAAACAAGAAUUGUGUUCAUCAAAAUUCACAGAGACGUGGAGUUAUAUCCUAAAGUCAUUUUCUGAUGCACCAGAGAAUCAUAAAAAGAGAUUAAAGUUAGUUAUUCAACUUCUCAAGGAAUUUGAAGAACGAGAUAUACCCCAAUCAAGAAUAGAUACAAUAAUUAAUCAUUUAAAUCUCGAGUUACCAAAAUUCAAAUCUAGUGACUUAGCGAAAAUAUGUAGUACAUGCUUGGACCAGAUUCAAUCAAAAGUGGUGAUUAAAUUUGUUUGGAAAGAUCUUUUACCAGAAGUACUCAAUGUUCUCAUCGAUAGAGAUACUUUUACAUACGAAGAGUUAGAUUUUACUGGUGCAGAAUACAAGAGCGAUUUUAUUAAUACUAUUUGCAUGUCUUCUUGGUCUCCAAGGAUUGUAACUUCUCUAACAACAUUCUUUAUUGAUACUCCUUUAAAUAAAGAUGAACACUUGAAAGUUGUAACUAAACUAGGUACUUAUAUUGAAAAAUUAACUCCCCAAGAAAUUCCAUCUUUUGUUUAUCAAUUAUUACGUCUGUGCAAACAACAAAAUGGCAGGUUAAUUUUUAUGAAACUCCAGAAUUACUUUGGCACACGCAUUUACAAUAAUGCUAAUAUUGGUACCGAAGAUUCACCAGAUACUAAUAGUACUGUUUUGGACCUAAUAGAAACAACUGAUAACUCUGAUAGUAUUGAAGCUGAAAGUAAUGUGUUGUUCCAUAUCCAUACAGCAGCCUCACUAGGGUAUGAGAGCAUCAAAGAAUAUCUAAAUUCUUUAAAGAAUAUUUUAAAAGCUCCAGAAUUUAUUUUACAUCCUUUCCAAUUAAUGGUUCUAUUCACCUUAUCGACGAUACCUCAUUAUGAUGAAACAGUUUUUGAUAUUAUUAGACCUUGCAUAGUAAGAACUUACAAUGAAGAACUAAAAAAGGCACAUUCUUCUUGGUUUAGAGAAAUGGUGCCAACAGCAAAGAAACCUGAGGAAAUAAUAUCACAAGUUAUACAUUUCAGUUUGCCAGAUAGAGAUUUGGUUCUAUCAGGAUUAGUUAAUUUUGCGUUUGUUCUUUUGGGAGUUGGAGCAGGUUUGGGUAGGGAUAUAAUAGCUGAAAAGCAAUGGACUUUAGGAAAUACAAUUCUAUUGAAGAUUAUUAAAAGAAAGAGACAGAUAGCCUUAACUAUUCUAAACACUUUAAGUAACCAUAUAGUUGCAAGACAAGCAGUAUCUCAGUACAUUGAAUGUCUUUAUCUAAUAAGCAGAACUAUGCCUUUACUAAUGCUUGAAAACCAGAGCUGUAUAAUGGAGUUAAUAGAGUGCCUUGUACACAUUAACACUACCACUGCAAAUCAAUUACUUGAUGCAUUGAUACCUCUUACAAAAGUCUCUCUAAAUAUAAGGGACCAUCUUAUAAUUUACUUAAGAAAAACCCUAUAUUCCAGAUCAGUUGAAACCAGACAAAUGUCAGUUAAUGGAUUUUUAAAACUAAUAACAAACUUAAAGAUAUCCAACAUGGCUGUUCUUAGCCAAAAUAGUAUGGGGUCCUUUUCAUCAGGACAUUCAGUUUUUACACAGCUUUCUUUAAACAAAACCACACAGAACACCUCUAUCGGUAAUUUCAGUAAUGAAGCAUUAUGUUUUGAAAUAUUAAGUAUACUUAAAAGAUGUUUUAUGCAACAAGCAGAUGUUAGAUCACAAUUAUACGAAGGUCUAUAUGAAGCAGUUUGUGUUAACCCCGAAUUAGGCAUUCCUGUUUUGGAUAUGAUACAGUUUCAUUUUAAUCAGUACAUUGUAACGGACGAUGAGUCCUUACCACCAAUUAAUAUUGAUAAAUUAGUUGCUUUAAAAGAAACUCAAAUGAUUCUAGAAGAACCAUUAGGGAAGUUAAUACACACAGUUGGCUUAAUCUCUUUAAAGGUAACAGAACAAGAAGAAGUUGAAGACAAUAAUACUGUUACAAAAUUUACAGACAUUCUAAAUUCUCUCUCGAAAAGAAUGUCCAACUGUGAACUCGUCCACUUUGAUCUAGAUGAUGGUACAGAUUUAUUAGAUAUUAUUCCAGAAUCUCAGAAAAAGAUUCUUAUACUAAAAGAAGUAAUGUGUGUUUAUGAAGCAUUAAUAGGUUAUAAUAUAUAUUCAUGGAACAAUAAUUCCCAAAAACAAGGAAAUAUAAUUAACAACCUAUUUCAAGGCUAUACUAGAUUGCUUCAUUUUUCUAAAUCACUUUCAAAACCAAAAAAAGCUGAGUCAAAAAGAAAGAAAACUGAUCAAGAUAAAACCACCCAACAUUCUCAAAAGGAUGGAAAGAAAUUGAACAAGAAUAUUAAAAUGCCAGAUACUAUUUGGAAUUUCCAAACAGCCAAAAAGGCUUUACAAUUAUUACACGAACCUAAAUUAACCUGGACAACUACUUCAGAGGCAAACGUAGUAAAAACUAAUAAAGAACUGCAUCAACAUGUCAUACAUGCAACCCUGUAUUUGGUACAAAGUGUUAAACGCCGAAAAGACUUGGAAACUAGAAAUAAAAAGCAGUACUUUGAACACAUUACUGAUGUAGCAUCACUUCUUUUUAAAAGAAUUAUAAAUAGACUUGACGAAUUUACAGAUUUUGAUGGAGUGACUGCAGUAUCUGCAAUGGAAUGUUUUAAUUUAAUUUUAACGUUAGUAAAUAUUCAGUACAAAAGUAAUUUGAAAUUAUUUUUAAACAAAGUUGUUUCUGGUAUUGAAGAUAAUAAUGCUAUAAUAGAUUCUUUGAGUACAAUAGUUAAAACCUAUGAGAAUAUUUUCGAAAAUGAAGAUUAUGAAAUUAGUGUCGAUCUUGAAAUUAAAAAAAUAUCAUUGAUAGCUGUAACUACAUUACAAAACCUAGUAAAUCACACUCCAACUUCUGCUAAUGAUCUCUCAACCCAACUUUUAGAAUGGUUAAAAAAUUUUGCUUCCAAUAAUACUCUUACAUCAAAAAAUUCCACUGCCUUCAUGCAUCUGUUUUUAGAAACUCAUAUGAAGUUUAAAGCCAGUUUAACACUUCUUGAAAAUUUGUCAGAGAGUUUAGGAGAUACAAUUGGCGUUAUAACAGAGGAAGAACAUACAAAAGAAAGUUUUAAGAUCAUCAAUGAAGCAACAGUACAUAAUAUCUUUCUGUCAAUAUGUAACAGUUUAAAAUCAAUACUAGAAGAUAUUGAUGCUGUUGUAAUUCGUUUGAAAUCGGAAAACUAUAUUCUUAACUUUCCUGGCGAAGACGACUCUGAGAAAAGAAGAGAAAAUUUGAAAGCAAAAGAAAGAGGAGUGUGUUGUCAAUUAUGCUUCAUAGUAACUAUUAUGACCAACCUGAGUAAUUUAAUAAUACCAGCAGGCAAUCUUUCCGAAGCUAUUUUUAAGAACAUCAUGUCAUUAUUUGGAAGUCUAUGUACUUUAACGAAAUAUUUCAUCAGCAGAUCUUCUAAGACGAGUUUGGUAUUUCAAGGAGCCCGGUUUGAAAGAUUGGUUAAAUUAGCUGGGAAACAGUUGGCACCUGUUAUUUAUAAGUUUAUUCUGCACCUAGAAGAGACUCAAAGAGAUUCUCAAACAACACAACCUAAAAAGAAAUCAGUUGAUGCUACUACAUUAAAAUCAAAGGUACUCAGAGAAACGAGGUUAAUACCAAAAGUGAUUUAUGAAAUUGAACAGUUUAGUAAAUGCAUCAUACAGCUAUCUAAUAAAACUAAAGUAGAUUUAUCUAAAUAUGUUGGUCAAGGUAUAGUUCGCGAUUUCAGAAUAAUACAUUUAAAAGAGACUUUGGAUAACGAAGGGGGAGAAGUUGAUGAUUCUCAUGUAAGUGAAACUUCUAAUAAUGAAUCUAGGAGUGAAUCUAUUGUAGAUAUAAACGAAACUGAUGUUAAUCCUAGAAGUCAAGAAACAAGUGAUGAGGAUGAAAAUCCACCUGCUAAAAAGAGCAAACGUUAA
Molecule: messenger RNA, 4056 nt
Organism: Psylliodes chrysocephalus
Lineage: Eukaryota; Metazoa; Arthropoda; Insecta; Coleoptera; Chrysomelidae
Source: the annotation of a GenBank genome assembly